Cryptococcus deneoformans JEC21 is the source of this 1631-nucleotide messenger RNA. Its product is annotated as expressed protein. The transcript has 4 exons. The record is from RefSeq and is a predicted model, not a curated record. Bases 54 to 1181 code for a protein of 375 amino acids. Lineage: Eukaryota; Fungi; Basidiomycota; Tremellomycetes; Tremellales; Cryptococcaceae.
CUUCUCUGUUCUCUGUUCCUCAUACCCAUCCCUUGUUGCAGGCAAAUCACACGAUGUCCCACGAACUCUCACCUCUCUUCGACCUCGAAAAUACUCCCGCCUCGCCAAUCUCCCCUUCUCUCGCAUCAUCUCCUCCCUCUUUACCCUCCAGCAAACUCAAGCGCCUCUCUUUAGUCGCGAAACCGAGAACGUCGUCUCUUGAUAUUGAGAGGGAAAUACCGGUAUCCGCAGCUUAUGUGCGAAGUUUGACACCAACAACGAUACCCUCUACACCAACUAACAAUCCUCGUCGAAUCCGACAUUCUGUCAUCGGAAACCCAGCUGGAAUUACAUAUUCGCCUUCGCCAGCCGGAACAGCAGGAAGACCAAGUGCAAGUUCCAUGGGUUUGAAAAAUGGGGAAAGCGUUCAUAGUUCAAGGGGAGCCUAUAUCCAAAGUCCCUACGGGAGCUCGAUCAACGUUAGACACGAGGGGGUCGAAGCUGACCGUCAAAGGGUCAGUGAAAGUGAGGAGUCACAAACGCUUGACCCUCAAACAUUCAUGAAUAGACAUGCCGAUCUCUUACGACUUAUUGCGCAGAAAGAACGUCGGGUGCACGAGCUGAGAGACGAACUUCAACAACAAGAAUCGUCCCUCGAAUCACUCAAAGCCCAAUGGUCCUCCCUUGUUUCACUUGCUGCACCAUCCUCUGCCGCUCGACCUCGACCUGCAACCCCUAUAUCACCCUCCCGCCUGCGCCAUCCUCGGACGCGCGGUAGUCUAGCCUCGACCUCAACAUCCUUCUCCACCUCUGAAUCAGUCACCCCAUCUUCCUCUUCUCUCGCUACUAUUGGCGGGUCUUCCACAAAUUUGCACCGUCAUUCUUCCUCCUCAUCACGCAUGCUCACCCAACCCAAUCCCAGCGACAAUGUCAACGGUGGAGGAGGGUUAGAAAAAGCCUUAUCAGGUAUAAUAACCCAUACAGAAGAAUAUCUCGGCCCCGAAGUCGUGCAAGGGGGAAUCAAGUUUCUGGGUAACUUGUGGAAAACGGUGGGAGCUGCUGCUGGGGGAACUGUUCCCGUGCCGCCAAUCGCAGAAGGGGAGGGAGAUACACGAGGGAGAGAAGAGAAGUGUUUGAUGAAUGAAGCUGAGGAACAGGAUGAAACGAAAGAUCAUUGCAAGUCCGACGGGUCCAAGUUUUGAUUUAUCCGGCUUGCAAAAUAUGAUAGCGGUUGCACCCUGGAAAUCGCCAAAAUUUCCCCGUCAAAAUCAGGAUCAGAACUAUAGCCAGGGCCAGACGCAGACUCCAAAUCUAAGCGCUUCAUCCUUUCCAUCCCCUCGACCGCACAGCACUCCUUGUCCAUCUUCAUCACCUUUGUCAUCACCAAGCCAGAACGAAACCAAGCGUCGUGAUUAAUAGUGCAGAAGUCCAGGACAGGGAACUGAGAAUGGACGAUGAAGAACGUGAAAGUCUGCACUCUGGAGGUGGAACGGAAGAGCGAUGGUUGGGUUAUCAUAAUAAGGGGCUAGGAGCAGCAGGGCAAGGACGUCGGGAUGAUGGCUGAAGGAAAGAGGAAGUUGUUUUGAAGGUUAGGAAGAGUGAUAUCAUUGUAAAGGGCAUAUUCUAUUCUGUUGUAUAAACGAAUCACUGCG